CUUACGCUUGUAGAUGCUCUGAGCACAACUUGAAACUCUUGCCCCUCUUGAGGGGGACGUUUGAGUCGCUGACCGUGUCACUAUCGUUUCGCGCUGCUUAGUGAUGUAUAAAGAAUCAGCCUUGUAAACAUUGAUUGUUGCAUACGGCAUUUGCCUUCGGGUGCGUCUCGCAAGUGGUGCCCAGCAGUCCCGCUCGACGCUCCCGAAGGCUUUGCUAUUGACCUUAGGAGCAUUCAAUGUUCAGCGGUGUGGUGCUGAAUGGGUUUUGAGUUCAGGAUGUGGGAAUUGAGUUACCAAAGCAGCUUAAACUCGUAGGGCGGGAGGCCCAUAGCUGGAGGAGCUUGCGCGGCCGAGAACCGCAAUGGCCGACUCGCAGCCGACCGAACCGGCAACCGGAAGCAAUCCGAAUACUCACUUCUUCCGGCCAAAUGACGGCAUCUACGUAUCAGAGGGCGCGGAGCAUCGCACGAUAUGUGUGUCGCCCCACCUACCGCCGUCGAUGUCGCGGAACGGCACGGACUGGCACGUUGAGCAGUUUGAGCUCCAUAAGGAGCUGUACCGCGGGAAAACGUCACUCCUCUACAUGGCGACCGACCGAAUAAGCGGCGUUCAGGUAGCGCUGAAGCUUUAUCGCAAGCGCAAGCUGAGCGUGUUGAACCGGUAUCAAGUGGAACGCGAGGUGCGGUUGCACAUAAACCUGCACCACGAAAACAUCAUCCACCUGUUUGCGGCCUUUGAGGACGAAAAGCACGUCUACAUGGUCCAGGAGUUUGCCGUGUGCGGCGACUUGUUUGAGGACCUCAAAAAGGGCGGGGGGCAGCUGAAGGAGAAGUACGCCGUACGGGACGUCAUCGUGCCGUUCCUUUCAGCGCUGUCGUACCUGCACGGCAUGGGCAUCAUCCACCGCGACAUCAAGCCGGAGAACAUCCUGCUGGGGGCCAACAAGACCAUCAAGGUGGCGGACUUCGGACUGUCCAUCAACAUCCACCACGAACGGCCUGUGACACGCGCCGGAACGCUGGACUACAUGGCUCCGGAGGUGCUGGUGUGCCCUGACAAGCGGCGGCCGGAGGAGAACAAGGACAAGGUGCUGCUGGGGUACACGGCGCAGGUGGACUCUUGGGCCGUGGGCAUCCUGGCAUAUGAGCUGUUGGUGGGCUACCCGCCCUUUGAGCAGGAGUCUCGGGCCGCCACGUACGAGCACAUCAUGUACAAGGAGGCCAAGUUCCCCAGCUGGAUGAGCGAGGAGGCGCGGCGCUUCAUAGGGCUGGCGCUGUGCAAGAACGCCUCGCAGCGCCCCACCAUCGCGGACCUGCUGACGCACGCCUGGGUGCAGCCCUACCUGGUGCGCCACCCGCCCGGGGUGGCCGGCAGCACCGGCACCGCCGGCCCCAGCCGCCUGCGCAACAGCGUGUCCAUGGCAAUCCACGACACCACCAGCGGCGCCGUGCCCGCGGCCUCCUCCGCCUCCUCGCAGCCGGCGCAGCCGGCGCGGGCCUCCUCCGUAUCCGUCCAUUCGGCAUCACAGCCGCUCACGGGGUCAGGCAUGACGCCGGCGCCGCCGGCAGGUGCGGCGUCCGUUACCUCGUCCUUGAUGGGUGCCGGCGGCGGCGGCGGUGUCGGCGCCCGGGUGGUGGUGCAGCUGCCUGGCCAGCCGCCGGUGCAGCGCAGCAGCAGUCACAUGGUGGCGGACUCGAGCUCGCCCAAGCACGCUGCGGGCGGAGGCGGUGCCUCGCCGGGCGUUGGGACAUUGGCGCGCUCGCCGCAGCCGCACUCGCACGCACACGGCGCCGCCGGUUCGCCGGCGAUGGGCGCGGUCGCCGGAGGGCUGGGGCACGGCAGCGGGCUUGGCGGCGGGCAUGGAGGAGCAGGAGGCGGGCAGCCGUAUGGCGCGGGCACGCACUCGCUCAACACGAGCACCAGCCUCAAGGUAGCUGUGCCUCCGGGCUCGCAGGACCCCAUCACGGGCUCCGAGAGCCGCCUGCACGACUCCAUAUCCGACCCCACCAUCCGCUCCUUCGAGCCGACCCCGCCACCGCCCCACCACCUCAUGCCCAGCCAGCCUCCGGGCGCCGUCUCCUCCGCCGCCCUCAUGCCGGCCUCCCGCAGCGGCGGCGGCGCACCCCACGGCGGCGGCGCCGACGGCCUGGAGCGAGCCCACAGCGGGCUGGGGGGGCUGGUGGGCAGCGGCAGCUCCGCCUACGUGCUGGGCGGCGCACGCACCCCGGCGGCUUUGGGCGGCCCCUCCCAGGGCAACAUGGCCUCGCGGCUGGGCCUGUCCUCCAGCCACUCAAUCAGCCGGCCCAGCCCGCCGCCGCUGGCGCUCAGCGAGAGCACAGAGGCCAUGUCCAGCGACGCCUCCUGUGCUGGCGACAGCUACGCGCCCAUGCCGCUGUCGCCGUCGGGCCUCACACCCGCGCCGCCGGGCCGCAGCGGCCUCGGCUCCGCCGGCGGCCCUCGGCCCGGGUCCGGCGCAGCCGGGCCCGGCACGCCGCCCGCGCCCGGGCUGCGGCACCGCUUGGUGCCGCCGGGCAUCAACACGGCGAAUCUGGGCAUGGGCGGGAGCGGGGCAGGCGGCGGCGCGGGGAGGUUGCCGGCGCCGCCAGCCAGCCCUAAGCCGCUGACGCCGGACCUGGGCCCUGGCUUCCACCGGCCGGCCAGCGGCGUGCUGAGCGACGACUCGUUCCUGCCGCCCGCGCGCUCGCCCAGCAUGUCGGUGGGGGCGCAGCACCUCAGCCCGUUGCAGGCCGCGCUACUGGCGCCCCGGCCCAGCAUCAGCCGGCUAAACAGCCCCAGCCACAGCCGCCGCAACAGCCUGUCACAGGCCGGCAACGUGCCCGGCACGGGCGGCACCUCCUUCGGCGGCCCCAGCCUGCCGCUGCACUCCACGCCGCUGCCGCAGCUCUCCCCCGACUACGGUGCCGACAGCAGCGCCGGCGGCCUGUACGCGGAGGACAGCGCCCGCAACAGUGCCAGCCACAAGUACGUGAUCGGCGGCAUGGGCAGCGCGGGAGCCGGCGGCGGCGCCAACGGCAGCAGUGCGCGCAUGCUGGGCAAGCUGUGGCCCGGCGCCGGCGGCGGCGGCGGCGGCGGGGGUCUGGACUCGCCUAUGGACAUGCCGAGCAGCAGCGCCGCCAGCUUCAGCUCGCGGGGUGGUGGCGGCGGCGGGGCGGCGGGCGCCAACGCGUCGCCCAUGGCUCGCAGCGCGGCGGCGGCGCGCGUGCGUAUGAUGACGCCGGAGGACCUGCGGCCGCUGAUGCGCGAGAGCAGCAUCAGCAGCGGCACGCCCAAGGGCAGCGGCGCGGGUGGCGACCUGCGCUCCGAGCUGGCGCAGCCAAGCAUGACGGUCUACAACCGGCCGGGCAAGGUGCCGGGCGUGGGGCGCGCCGCCAUCGCCGCGCGCGAGGCGGAGGCGGCGGAGGCGGCCGCGUCGCUGACGGCUGCCGGCAACUCCCUGAACAAGACCAAGAGCCUGGUGAACCGCAACCUGAACGGGGUGCUGGGGGAGGACGGGCCCAGCGGCCUGGCUCGCAUGGGCAGUGAUGUGGCGCUGGCGCGCACGGCGGCGGGCCAGGCGGCGGCGGCCUCCACGGCGCCGGCGGUGGCCAGCCAGCGCUCCUUCACCGGCGCCAACAGCGCGUUCGCGCGCAAGCUGGCCAACGGCGCCAUCGCCACCAAGGUGACGGAGUACGUCAAGGGCCGGCUGCCGCACGAUGAGGACAUGGACGACUGAGGACGCGAGGAGGGAGGGAGGCGGGGGCGCCUCCGAGCGGAGCGGUGGGGCUACAACUCGGCUUUCACAUCUGCAUCUGCAGCGGAUCGGGCUGCGUCGGGAGGACGCAGCUGUACACGGAGCAGAUUCCGCGGCUGGCUGGGGCUGGUGAUGGCAGCGGAGCAAUGUUCUGAACGCCACGGGCCCUGGCGGUCAGGGGCCGCAGUCCGCAUGCUGCGGCUCGGCGCGGAGCGCCGUGUCGCAUUCAGCCCUGGCGAGCGUUUUCAUGUGCGACCGCCGCGCGCAUGUGCCCGGUGCAACCACAGCAGAGGUCGCAGCACUGCAGGACCCCGGCGCUGCUGCAACAGGCAGCAGCCAGGCCUGCGGGACCAAAGCAUGGGGCAUGCGCGCGGCGACGUCUUGAGCGGCCCUCUGGUACGGGGGGGGGGGGGGGGGCUGUGCCGUGCUGGCGGGCGGUCGUCGAGAAGACGGCACGGCCCGCGAUUGACCGUCUUGACCGGCAGAUGUACCGAAGUGAUGCAGUCGUUGUCUGCAAUCAAUCUUGACAACCUCGAUAGCGGUAGACGCGCAUGUGGAGUUGGUCUCUCUAUAGUGCACCGGUGCGGUUUGCUGCGCGGGACCGGGGCUAUGAGGCGCCCUGCCUACAAGGAACGGAUCCUACACGUGUUCACAAGCUAGCAAAUUCAUCAUGUCCACACUACCCAGAUGACUGCUGCACAUGGCGAGCUUGCGUCGUGAUGCUAGGCCGCGGCCGCAGGCAUCGACGUGUUGGUGAAUGGUCCAGUGCGCAAACUGCAAGUUGAAUGUUGGUUUGGCUAGCUGGCAUUGUGGGGCCAGACCUGCACACUGAUGCUUCUGAGCUGUGUGCCUCGGCACUGGGGAUGUUUUGCAGUUUGCUUUGGUGACGGCAUUGCACUUGUGGGCGGAGCAUUGGCGCGACUGAGAAGUUUUAUGACGAAAGGUUUCAUAGCAUGUGAACGCUUGUGGGAAGUAGCGCUAUGCAGGCUGAAAGUCGGCGCGACGGAAGCCAGUAAGGCAGCAUGGCUAUGCCAAAGGCAGAGGGAACUUGGGCACUGGGCAGUGAGUACAGCAGCACUUCGUGACCGGCGUGAAAUGGGGUGGGGAACACAUGUAUGUCGCUUCUCGAUUACGAAUGGUUUGGUGGUGGCGGCUCAGCAGGACAUUAGCAGCGGCAUACAAUGCGGCGAAGGCAGACAAACCAUACCUCCCGUGACCUCUGACUGUGAUCUGAUGACAAGUUGACUUCGGUCCAGAGUAUUUUACCACUUGACAUCUAAUGUGCUAGCGAACCGGCAAUGAAUACGGGGCUCUUGGGACGGGGGUAUGUUAGCUCAGCAGCGUCAAACAGCGCUGCCGGUACAAAUAUUUAGUGGCGUCUGUGAGACGUGUGUAGGUCUGUGGGUGUUGAGAUGGCCGUGCUGGCUCGGAGCGCAUACGGUGGCGGGGCUGUGAUGGGGUGGCGCGGAUGGCGCCACGCCACAAACAGACCGUGUUCGCGCGCGAGCUGGAGACCUGGCGCGCAGGGCUGCCCAACUGGAAGGAACUGGGUGGAUUGUGGUGGCAGGUUUGGUCCAGGGCUCCAGGCGACACGUCCUGUAUAUGGAAGUACUCA
This is a messenger RNA of Chlamydomonas reinhardtii, 5366 nucleotides long. RefSeq lists its product as uncharacterized. Gene Ontology annotation, biological process: regulation of cytokinesis; mitotic spindle organization; protein phosphorylation. The transcript has 13 exons. NCBI's taxonomy places the organism in Eukaryota, Viridiplantae, Chlorophyta, Chlorophyceae, Chlamydomonadales, Chlamydomonadaceae. Gene Ontology annotation, molecular function: ATP binding; protein kinase activity. The record is from RefSeq and is a predicted model, not a curated record. Gene Ontology annotation, cellular component: spindle microtubule; spindle midzone; spindle pole centrosome. Bases 362 to 3733 code for a protein of 1123 amino acids.